AGUAGAAGAAUGGAGAACGGAGAACGAUCGAAAAAUCGCAAUCUUUUUGGCAAUCCCGCUUCAUCCGCGUCUAGCAGCAUUCAUCUCCAUUUAAAUUUACGUUCACGGCUUCUAGAGAAAUAGAAGUUUCGGCUAAAUUAGAUUUUCAUCCGUGUUGAUUGGCAAAAAAGCGGGAAAAGCGUGCAUGAUGAGCUUGCUAAUUCAAAUGGCUCUGCCAGUGCUCAUCCUGGUCUUGUUUGCGGCCUCUGGAAUUAGCCAGAAUGGCCUCGAGCUGCAGCAAGGGGACCAGCUGGCGCUGCCGGGCGGCGCCGCUGAUUUGAAGCUGUCCAACAGCGGCGGCACAGAUGAAAACCUGGACAAGAAGCAGGUGAAGAGCCUGGAAAUGAAACAACUGGAGGUGCAGGAGCAGAAGAAACCUGAAACGACAACUGAGAGUCUCAACUUUGGAAAUGAAGCCACUUUUGAGACCAAGCCACCAAAACCUGAAGUCAAAAGUACCACAGACGCGGAGAAGAAAAAGCAGAAACAACGUGCACUGGAAUUGAACAUUUCCAUUAUAUUUUUUACAGGGUCAAUCACAAUCUGCUUAGUUCUGCUGUAUUUGAUGAUGUCUUACUCUGAACCCGCCUAAAUCUAGGAAACUGAUGGAUAGGCAAUUCGCUGGACAAAGCUGCGGUGCAGGUUGCUUAUUUCAUAUAAUACAUUUUGUAAAUAUUGCAAUAAAUAUAUAUAUAAAUGGGCAGUGCGAACAGCCGCCAUUAUGUAAUAGAAUUUUAACAAUAACUGCGUGUCAACAAAUUCAAUCCUGAUCUCUGUAUGUUCAUGGCGUUAGUAAAUAAUAAAGCUGGGAACAAAAACCACCUCUACUAAG
This is a messenger RNA of Cloeon dipterum, 871 nucleotides long. RefSeq lists its product as uncharacterized. Bases 185 to 631 code for a protein of 148 amino acids. The record is from RefSeq and is a predicted model, not a curated record. The transcript is spliced from 5 exons. NCBI's taxonomy places the organism in Eukaryota, Metazoa, Arthropoda, Insecta, Ephemeroptera, Baetidae.